AAAAGAUGUGGGCUUCAUUCUGAGUGUGUUGAUGUGUCUGCAGCUUUUGAAAACUGGAGCCAGCUGGCACCAGAGUGAACGAGCCUAUGAGCAGGCUGAGAAGCGCAAGGUUGCAGCCAAAAAAUCCGUAUGCAGACAUCAUCAACAGCAGCGACUUCAAGACAAAACAUCUUCCAGCAGGAGAAGGAUUCUCUGUAGCCUUCACAACCCAGGGAUUUGCAAGAAGGAUGAUUCAGAGCCAACCGAGAAAUCCGAACAGCAUCCACAUCAAAGCAGUAAACACAACCAACGGAAGCCUAGGCAAAUCAGGCUGUUUCUCAUCAGAGCACUCCACGACUCAAAGGCUCGUUCAGAUCUCUGCCACCUGCAUACUUACCAGGACCAAACUCCGUACCCCCAGCUCACCAGGUUCUGCUAAUUCUCUGCUGACAAGAUGGCAACCAACGAUGCAGACAUUGAAUAUGAGUUUGAAGGCAGUGCUAAGACCAGGACUGAACCACAAAGACCAAAUCCAGAUAUAGACGGAGGCUGGGGGUGGUUUGUGGUCCUGGCCUCUUUCAUCGCUCACAUACUCGUCAUGGGAUCACAGAUGUCUCUGGGGAUACUUUACAUGGAAUGGUUGGAGGAGUUUCAACAAAGCCGUGGACUGACAGCGUGGAUUGGAUCCUUGUCACUUGGUAUAGCAAUGAUUAUUGGACCAAUUGCAGGUUUAUUUGUGGACGUGUGUGGAUGCCGUAAGACCGCAAUAAUAGGAGGAAUAUUAACGACGCUGGGCUGGGUGAUGAGUGCUUUUGCAACUAGUGUCUACUCCCUUUUCUUGUCCUUUGGAGUUGUAGUGGGGAUUGGGAGCGGUUUGAGUUACCUGCCUAACAUAGUUAUGGUGGGAAAGUAUUUUGAAAAGCGGCGAGCACUGGCGCAGGGAAUAAGUACAACGGGCACUGGAUUUGGGGCCUUCUUCAUAACUAUUCUACUCAAAGCCCUGAAUGCUGAAUUUGGCUGGAGAGGUGCCAUGUUCAUCCAAGGAGCGGUGAGUUUGAACCUGUGUGUUUGCGGAGCUCUUUUGAGGCCACUUUUGCCCAGCAAAAGAAAGUUUCGAGAAACUGAGUACAUCAGAGGGGAGGCAUGUGGAAUGGAAGGUACAGCUCUUUCUAUUAAUGGGCGAAGCUCUGAUGCAGGGAUCAGCGAGCAGGAUGCAAAGGAAUAUAAAGGAAAUCCACCAAAGGAAGCUGGUGCGCAAAAUGUUCUCGAUGCUACAUGUAAAUACCAAACUGCUAAGUGGGCCACAUUCAAAGACGCGUGUGCAGCCAACCUAUUUAAAAUGUCUAGCAAGUUCAUGAGGUCUGUGAGGCUGGGAUUUUACACAUGGUAUUCAAGCUACUUUGGAGCUGCAUCACUCUUUCAGAACAAGGUUUUUGUAGCAUAUAUUUUCUGGGCUUUGUUAGCCUUCUGUAGUUUUGUUAUACCUUUCAUUCAUCUCCCAGAGAUUGUCAAACUGUACGGCUUAACUUCUGAGAACGACAAGUUUCCUUUGACCUCGAUCAUAGCAAUGCUCCACAUUCUUGGUAAGGUGAUUUUAGGCACAAUCUGCGACCUUCCGAUUGUCAGUGUCUGGAAUGUGUUGGUGUUGUCUAACUUUUGUUUUGCAGUCUGUAUUCUGGUUAUUCCACUAAUGUAUACUUUCACCAACUUGGCCAUUGUAUGCGCUGUAAUUGGGUUCUCCAGUGGAUAUUUAGCACUCAUACCCUGUGUAACUGAAGAUUUGGUGGGAAUAAACAACCUUGCCAAUGCUUUUGGAAUCAUCAUCUGUGCCAAUGGAGUGUCUGCAUUGCUGGGACCACCAUUUGCAGGCUGGAUCUUUGACUUAACAAACAAGUAUGACUACUCUUUUUAUGUGUGUGGCUUCCUCUACAUGGUUGGGAUAGCCUGCCUGCUGGUGAAAUACUGUGUCCCAUUGAAGGAAAUCCCUGAAAAAAAGGAAAGAGCAAGAAACUUCUGAAGCCUGAUGUAGUAAUUGUGAGAAAGUGAGCUUCGUUUUUCACCAAUAGAACAAUUUUUGGCAACUCUCCAAAAAGUUUUUAAAUUUUUGCAUGCAAUUGACUCAAAUUAUAUUGCGCCAAAGAGGCAAUAUUUUCAUCUUAUUUAAUCAUGCUUUUAUUUAUGCAUUUAUAGAAUUUAACAUUGUCAUUUUUAGGUACUUAUGUUUUGGGUGGCAAUUUUGUUCUUUUCCUUUUCUUGCGAAGGGUCCAUUGCCUUCUAGCUCUGAUGCUUUAUCUGAUUGAGUGUCUUGGGCACCUUAGCUGAUGUCUGUUUCUUUCCUCACCCACUAUGCAUACAGGAAUGAGAACUCCAGCAGGUUAUUUGUCCUCUCACUAGUGUAGGAGUGCUAUUUCUUCAAAGUAGCUUUAGUUUCACUUUUUCUCCCUUUCACUCUCAAUGGUGUUGGUUUGUGUUGGGGUAUAAGUUCCACAACCACUAUUUCAAGCACUUCACCAAGAGGAUAUCCCUCCUGUGUGAGGAUACAUAGUGAGUGUUGGCAUGUUCAACCAAGAGAAGAAUCACAAUCAAGCCUCACUGUAUCCUUAGCCAAUAUACCACAAUUUUCUUAAGCAAUUAUUUGAAAUGGUCUCAAUGUUCUAAUCUUAGCUGUGUAACCGUGUUAGGGAUUAGGGAUGGCUCAGGUUAGGGAAAAUUCAGGUUUACCCCCCUCCCCCAACCUCCCCUCGCUACCAGAAUCACAAUUCCCAACUGAGAUGGUCAGCGUGUGAUCUGCACUUUUGCAAUACCACUGUAUCACCAUUUACUAGGAGGUGCCCAAGAAUUGAGAAGAUUGAUUUGGUUUUAAAUAACAGAGAAAAAUCAGCAACAGGCAAAGUGAGUAGUCAUUUGCCUUUGCAAUACAAAUAAAUCAAUUUAAAUGCAAUAGAAAAGAUGAUGUUUCAUGCACUCAAUUGUUCUAGGGUUUUGUGAUAUUAUAAAUUGUGAGGUUGGUUAGUCAAAAGUGAUGGUGCAUUUUUAUCAUUUUUUUUAAAUAUGGAAUGUUAUUUUAAAAUGGGAUAAUAUUAAUAACCACUUGGAAAGAUAUGGGUUGAUUAAAGAGAGUCAAAGAGUUGAUUUGUUCAAAUCAAGUCUCAGCUGACAAAUCUAAUGUUUUCUUUUUUAACAAAGUAAACGAUAAAAUAGGUGGAGGUAAUGCUGUGGAUGUGGUAUAUUAUAUGUAUACAGUAUAUGGACUUUCAGAAAGUUUUUGAUAAGGUGCUCUAUAGGAGCUUUGUUUAAAAAAUGAGAUUACACGGUAUUAAUGGAAAGGUGUGGAUAGAAAGUUUGUUACAGAAGCAGAGGGUGGGAGUACAUGAUUGUUCUUCACAAUGGAGAGAUGUAAACAGUGGUGUCCUCCAGGGGUCAGUGGUUAGGACCACUGCCUUUCUCUAUUUGAUGUAAAUUAUCAGGGGUACAAUUUCUAAGUUUGCAGAUGAUACAAAAACGGCAUGUAGCUAACAAUGAAGAGCAUUGUGAGCAACUUCAGGGGACAUAGGCAGAUUCAUUUAUUGGGCAGAGAAAAUUGCAAGUUAAAUUUAACAUGGGCAAAUGUGAGGUUAUACAUUUUGGGAGGAAGAAUAAGAACAAGUAUAUGUUGGGUGGUAAAAUAUUUUAAAAAGUGGAAGAACAGAGGGACUUGGGGCGUUAAUAAACAUAAAUCUUUAAAGGUUGAACGACAGGUGGACAAAGCUGCCAAAUAAAAUGGAAUCUAAGGUUUUAUAAAUAGGGUGUAGCAUAUAAAGAUAAAGAGGUAAUGCGAAGCUGAUGUAAAUUGUUAGUUAGACCACAAUAUUAGUCCAGUAUAAGUCAUCCCACUUCAAGUAAGACAUCAAGGUGUUAGAGGGAAUGUAGAAAAUUAUUAGAAUGAUACUGGGGAUGAGUGGUUUGGCCUAUGAGCAGAGAGGGGAAGAACUAGGACAUUUUCUGCUGGCACAAAGAAGAUUGAGACCUGAUUGAGGUUUUUAAAAUUAUGAGAGGUUUUGGAGGUCAAUUGGGGAGAAAUUAUUCCCAUUGAUCAUUGAGGCAGGAGCUAUAUUGCAUCAAUUUUAGAUAGUUAGUAAAUGAGCAAAUGGGAUGGGGGGUUCAGGAUAUGGAAUGCCCUGUCGGGAGUCCAUAUUAGCCUUCAAGAGGGAACUAGAUUGAUACCUUAAUGAGUCAGCUGCAGAGGUUUAGGGAAACAGCAAGUAAAUGGGACUUGAAACGAUUGCUCUUGAGGGAGCUGGCAUGUACACGAUGGGCUGAACGGCCUUCUGUGCCAUAAACCUCUAUGGUUCAAAAAAAAUGCUCCCCAUAUUAAAUUCCUAUGAUGCUACUACAACUUUCUGGAUUUGCUUUUACAUUUAAAUUGUAUUUAAGCACGCUGGAACGUUACCCUGCGUGAGUGACACUGUAUGAAUGUAAGUGGUUGUAAGGACAAUUAUGCUACUUUGAUAAAUCAGACAAUAAACCACAAAUGUAUGGGGUAAA
Messenger RNA from Callorhinchus milii (elephant shark), 4503 nucleotides. Its product is annotated as monocarboxylate transporter 14. Gene Ontology annotation, molecular function: monocarboxylic acid transmembrane transporter activity. NCBI's taxonomy places the organism in Eukaryota, Metazoa, Chordata, Chondrichthyes, Chimaeriformes, Callorhinchidae. The transcript is spliced from 7 exons. The record is from RefSeq and is a predicted model, not a curated record. The coding region runs from base 434 to 1996 and encodes 520 amino acids. Gene Ontology annotation, biological process: transmembrane transport; monocarboxylic acid transport.